CAUUUCUUUGAUCUUGCAGUGAAGUCCUUUUUUGUACGGUACAAGAUGCUGUUGAUUUUUUAAAGCAAAAAAUAUCUUUUUAAAUAGCUUGAAUUGAGUAGUUAAGCUUCCCCGACUAAGUUCCUCUGCUUCACUAUCUUCAUAUGCAGUGGUGGUUUGGUUUUAAAUGUAAAAGAAUAUACUAUAUUAUUUUGAAUGUUUAAGUAAGAUUUAUAUAUUAUGGCCAGGAGAUGUUUUAGAGCCCGGAUAUUCAGUAUAGUUUACAUUAAUUCUUCAAUAUUGCAGAGUUAAAAACAGACUAGAGAAAAUAAAGAAUUCCAAAUUUGGUUGAUUGAUAGAAAUUGUAAUUUCUGAUAUAGAUUGGUUGAUUUUGAUAUUAUUUAUUUUGAAAAAAUACUGAGACAAUGUGAGAAAGAAAAAGUUAGGAAUAGUAGUAAAGGUGGUUGAAAGAGAUAUGGGUCUAUGAGGUGCUGAUGGAAAAGGGAUAUCCGGUAUUUAGAAAUAAUUGUUAAAAGAAAAGCCGUGUAAGGGUCGAGAAACAUCCUUCUACGGCAGAAUGAGCAUUCCAAGGUCAAAUUACCUUGAAAACUAAAGAAAACAAAUUUCUCUAACUAAACUAAAAUAAUUUCUUAAAUUAACCUUUUAAAUAACAACAAUAUUUAAAGUAUAAUCUAAAGAGAUUAACCAACAAAAAUAUUGGAUACGAAAGUAAACCACAAGUAAAUAAUCUCUGUCUCUAUUUUUGUGCAUCAAGAAAAGUUAUAAGAUUUUAAUAGUUGUUUUUUAUGGCGGUUAGAUGUUAAGUUGUGUGUUUAUGUUAAUUGGGCUCAGCCCAUUCUGUCUAUAGGGUUUAACCCUUAUCUUACAUUAUAAAUAAACUACCCUAUUUGUAUGCAAAAACAAGGGAGAUUAAUCCCAUAUAUAUUUUUCACUAUAUUCAACAUGGUAUCUAGAGCUUAGGUUUUCUUCCAGCCAGUUCCACAGUCUUCGGUACCCAUCGCCGCAGUCGCUGCAGUCGUCGCCGUUGUCGUCGUCGCCACUGCUGCCGCUGCCAGAGAUCCAGAAUCGAUCGGCGACCACUCCAUCUGAAUCGUCUCGGCCGGGCGACCACCGUGGUGCAAAGAUUGCGGUGAUCGAACCACCUACGCGCCUCCACGUGCCGCCUCAAAAGUCGCAGAUCCGCCGCUUCCCGCCGCGUGUGACGGUGCAUCGCCGGAGCUUUCCGCCGCCAACCAGAGCUGCCGUGAUCGCCUCCUCGUCCUCUUUCAGGAUCUAUUGUCGUUGCAUCAAUCGGAGCACUUUGGAUUUUUAGGGUUUCUCCCUCUCCAUGGCUACCCAAUGUGAUGAUCGGAGUCGGUCUCGCCAGCCAAGUAAAGGACGUCUAAAAUGUGACCAUUGUUGCAAGCUAGGCCACAAAAUUGAUAGAUUUUAUGCGCUUCAUGGACGUCCUCCUCGACCUAUUGCAAUGGCUAAUUUUGAUCCACCUCCCCGAUCACCGUCUGCAGACCAUCCUACUUCAUCAAAUACCAUAAACAACCUUGCACUCUUUCAAGAAUUUCUCAGAUGGUAUGGGGACCGUCAGCACUCUAGUUCCACUACAUCUACUUCUGUUACACACGCACAGGACCGGAGUUCGAAACACAUGAUUGGCACGGGAUGUGAGUCUCAUGGUCUAUAUCAUCUCCGCCCUUCUCCACAUGCUGGCGUAAUCAUGGAGUCACUAUCCCUUCUUCAUGCUCGGUUACGUCAUCCCAGUGUUGCCAAACUGCAGCAACUUAUUCCGAGUUUGUCGAAAUUAUCAAGUUUGUCGUGUGAUUCUUGUCAGUUAGGAUCGUCCUUCAACUCCACCCCUUCAGGUUUAUAGUUGCUGCAAUCGUCUCCCUCAUGACUCACUUCCAGUGCCGCCUCCUAUGUCUCCUC
Messenger RNA from Vigna radiata var. radiata (mung bean), 1920 nucleotides. RefSeq lists its product as uncharacterized. The record is from RefSeq and is a predicted model, not a curated record. The coding region runs from base 1328 to 1864 and encodes 178 amino acids. NCBI's taxonomy places the organism in Eukaryota, Viridiplantae, Streptophyta, Magnoliopsida, Fabales, Fabaceae. The transcript is spliced from 3 exons.